Messenger RNA from Saccharomyces paradoxus, 1254 nucleotides. It is a transcript of the gene YPT11, whose product is annotated as Rab family GTPase YPT11. The record is from RefSeq and is a predicted model, not a curated record. The coding region runs from base 1 to 1254 and encodes 417 amino acids. Gene Ontology annotation, molecular function: GTP binding; GTPase activity. The transcript has a single exon. Lineage: Eukaryota; Fungi; Ascomycota; Saccharomycetes; Saccharomycetales; Saccharomycetaceae.
AUGUCACAAAGAAAACGAUACUCAUUGAACGUCGUCACGUCCCCGUCGAUACCGUCGCCGACGCCCAGUGCACCGCUACGGACUAGUGAAUCCAAUUGGGAAGCUGCGUCGACAGCAGGUGUUGCAUCUUCAUUCCUCCCGAAUUCUCAUCACGGUGGUACGGUUUUGAAUCCUGGGUUGGGCAUAAUGAGAUCUCCCUCGCUGAACAAGUCUGGUGCGUUUGGCCGGUCCGGCAGCAGUGGUUCCAGUGCGGUGAUAGAACCGUCCAACAUAAAGUUGCUGCUAAUUGGAGAUGCAAAUGUAGGAAAAACAGCUAUGAUUCUAAGCUAUUGUCAUGAAUUGAUGACACGAGCGGAAAUGUCGCGGUCGGUGCGACUGAGGCACCAACAGCAACAGCAACAUAGAGACUUGAGGUUGAAGAAAACUGUGGUGAAUCAUAGGUUAAGCAUGAAAGAGAAAAGGAAACGGUACAGCUCUAACGAUUUUGAAAAGGAGUUUAAAGAUAUUAGUCAUUUUACAGACAAAACCAGCGAUUUCGGAAACCCGAACAUCAGUGAUGAUAACAGCCACGAAAUGGUGGAUCCCAAUGAGAUUGUCAUUGAAACCAGAAGCACUAUCGGGAUAGACAUCAAGACGAACUUGGUCAACAUAGAUAACCGGUUUUUUAAUGUUAUACUCUGGGACACUGCGGGGCAAGAACGGUAUCAAAACGCAAUCAUUCCAUCACUAUAUAAGAAGACAAAUGCGGUGAUAUUGACUUACGAUAUAACAAACGCGAAGUCCUUUCAAAACUGCAUGGAGCGGUGGGCAGUACAGGCCUUGGAGAACUUUUCUUCCCAGGAUUUGUCCAAGGCAAGAUUCUUUCUGGUAGGUAACAAGAUCGACCUUUAUAAGGAAAGGCAAGUAACUCAUUAUGACGUUAUGCAGAUGGUUCAGGAAAUGCAGCUGAAACAUGGUAUCAAAAUAUCGGGAAACUUCGAAGUAAGUUGUAAAUGGGUCAAUGUGGUGGAAAGGACAAUGAAUAUGGUAAUAUUAGACCUGGUUGAGAACGGAUGUUUCGAAAACAAUGAUCCCUGUGUACCGAUCACGGCAUCUGACGAGUUCCAGGGACAGGAACAAGAAUUCCAUGAUACAGUAGAAGAACCCUUUAAUAUUACUCGGCAACGUCAGCAACAAUUUGAGAAAAAUAACACGGUGGAUAUUACAAAACCUAACGACGACAUUACGAAUAACCAAUCGAUUUGUUGCGUUUAG